Adineta steineri is the source of this 333-nucleotide messenger RNA. Lineage: Eukaryota; Metazoa; Rotifera; Eurotatoria; Adinetida; Adinetidae. The record is from the annotation of a GenBank genome assembly.
GUUAAUCAUGAAUUUACAAACACUGAUCUUGUUCUUGUUAUUGGUGCUAAUGAUACUGUUAAUUCAGCUGCUGAAGAAGAUCCAAAUAGUAUUAUUGCUGGAAUGCCUGUUCUUCGAGUUUGGCUCGCUAAACAAGUUGUUGUUAUGAAACGAUCACUUGGUGUCGGUUAUGCUGCUGUUGAUAAUCCAAUAUUUUUUAAACCAAAUACAUCAAUGUUAUUAGGUGAUGCUAAAAAAACAUGUGAUAAAUUAUUAGCAAAACUUAAAUCUGAUUAUGACGAAGGUGAAGCAAGUGGUUCAGCUGAUGCUACAAAAUCAUCCGGAAAACAUUAA